AUGGACUCUAAUACCACUGGCAGUAUGCAGCUGCAGCAAGCAGAGUUCCAUGUUCCAGCUGAACAAAGCGCCCAGCAUGGUCAUCAUGAGCAGAAUCAGCACGAAGGAAUGGAGUCCACAUUUCCUUCGGAACUGACCAUGUGCUACGAAACACUGAGUGUCAAAGAUGCCGAUGAGAGAGCCGAUGGCCACGUGGAGCAGAGAGGAGAAUGCCAGGCUCGUAACGACAUGGCCAUGCCAGUUUUUGCUCUGGAAGCGGCCGUAGAGAAAGGUAAGGCUGUGUUCAGCGAGCUCCUCGGGGUUUUCAACCAGUCCCAUGUGUCGACUGGAGAUACGAAUUGGCGGGACGCUAUCAUCGUGAUUGGGGUGCUCGGGGUCACGGGCGCGGGCAAAUCAUCCCUUAUCAAUGAGAUCAUUGAUGAGGAGGGGAUGCUGGCGACGAACUGUAUGCGUGCGGCCAUGGCGGUUGCCACCGAGGUCGCUUAUAAUGAUGGCCCUCGGCGAUACAAAGCGGAAGCUUUUCAGUUUAUCCAGCCUAAUGAGUGGAAGAGAGAGCUGGAGAUCCUGCGCCAUGAGAUGCUGGACGAGAAUCCGGAUAUAAACGCCAUCAAGACUACCAGGGAGAAGAUCAACGCUGUGUACCCUGAACUGAAUAACGGGAAUCUCGCAGAUACCACGAUGGAUAGGCUGCUUGGCCAUCCGCGCCUCGCGAACCUGCUUGGAUCCUCGCUCUUCAUCGAGGAAGAUGACCCUCGGAUCUUUGCAGACAAGCUCAAGCCCUACAUUGACAGCAAUAGCGGAACAGCUCGAAAAGACGCAGGUCUCUUGCCGCUUAUCAAGACAGUCCGUCUGUACGUCAAAGCCCAGGCGCUAGCAACUGGCGCGGUCCUGGUGGAUCUUCCUGGCCUACGACUAUCUGAAGCGCUUGGGGCGCAAAUCAUGGAAAAGAGUGCCCAACGAGUGUCUGAAGAGCUAUUCAACAUAUUGGAAAAGACGGAGGGCAAAAUCACUCGUAUGAUCCGCGCAACCGUGAGAGAGUUGGCGCGCAAUUACCACACAGCGAUUGUUACACCACAGAUCAUCAAGCUCUCCGAGCAAGAGUUGAACUGA
Aspergillus udagawae is the source of this 1110-nucleotide messenger RNA. RefSeq lists its product as uncharacterized. The record is from RefSeq and is a predicted model, not a curated record. Bases 1 to 1110 code for a protein of 369 amino acids. The transcript has 4 exons. NCBI's taxonomy places the organism in Eukaryota, Fungi, Ascomycota, Eurotiomycetes, Eurotiales, Aspergillaceae.